AUGAAGUUGUGCCCCUCGCAGAUCACUUUCAUGGCCUGCUGCCUUCUGCUGACAAUGGUGGCGUCUGUCUAUGUCUUCUCGCGCAGCAAACCGGUGUAUCUGCUCGACUACCACUGCUACAAACCGCCCGACGAGUUGAAAAUGCCCCAUGCAAAAUUCUUGGAUCUGUCUCGGGACUGCAAGGCAAUUUUCACCACAUUUCUGAAGUUCACUGAGAAGAGCAUGGAGUUCCAGAGGAAGAUCAUUGAGCGGUCUGGGUUGGGCGAUGAGACGUACCUGCCAGAAGCUGUGCACUCUGUGCCGGCCAGCAUUUCCAUGAAGGCGGCUCGGGUGGAGGCCGAGAUGGUCAUGUUUGAAAGCGUGAGGGAGGUGGACAUCCUGAUAGUGAACUGCUCGCUGUUCAAUCCGACGCCCUCCCUGAGCGCCAUGAUCGUGAACCACUUCAAGAUGAAGUCCAACGUGGUCUCGUACAACCUGUCGGGCAUGGGCUGCUCUGCUGGCGUCAUCGCCAUCUCCCUCGCCAAGGAACUGCUGCAGGUGUACCCCAACAGCAGGGCGCUGGUGAUCAGCACGGAGAACAUAACGCAGAACUGGUACUUUGGCAACGACCGCGCCAUGCUCAUCCCCAACUGCCUCUUCCGCGUCGGGGCCGCGGCCGUCCUCAUGUCCAACCGCCGCAGCGACCGCCGACGAGCCAAGUACGAGCUGGCGCAUGUGGUGCGCACUCACAUGGGCGCCAGCGAUGCGUCCUACGGCUGCGUCUUCCAGCAGGAGGACGAGGACGGCACAGCAGGGGUGUACCUGUCGAAGGACCUGAUGUCGAUUGCUGGGCAUGCCCUGAAGGCCAACAUCACGACGCUGGGGCCCCUGGUGCUGAAGCGGCGGAUAAAGCCAUACAUCCCAGACUUCAAGCUGGCGUUCGAGCACGUGUGCAUACACACGGGCGGGCGCGGAGUGGUGGAGGAGAUUGAGAAGCAGCUGGCAAUGACCCCUGCGCUCAUGCAGCCCUCCAAGGACACCCUCUUCCGCUAUGGCAACACCUCCUCAUCCUCAAUCUGGUAUGUGCUGGCAAACAUCGAGACAAAGGUGGGCGUGCGCCGGGGGGACCGCGUGUGGCAGAUUGCAUUUGGUUCCGGCUUCAAGUGCAACAGUGCCAUCUGGCGAGCGCUGCAUAACAUCGACACGCAGCAUUCUGCAGAUAUAGCCAGACCAGAUCUGGGAUCGGUAGCACUGUCAGCAGGAGUCGCAGGCGUUGUCCUCAGCUCUGUGUUAUCACCCUUCGAGCUCAUCAAGUGCCGGAUGCAGAUGGCGCACAGGAAUGUGCACGGCGGGGCAAAGCCCCCGUACAGCAGCGGGAUCACAUGCCUGCAGCACCUGCUACGGACCGAGGGGCUACGGGGCCUCACCAGGGGUACGGGCGCUACGAUGGCGCGGGAGACGCCCGGGAACGCCCUCUUCUUCACAGUCUACGAGCUGCUCCGGCGAGUCAUCCCCGGCCGGCAGCCGUCGGCCGCGCCGUCUGGGGACGGCUUCCUGGCGAUCCUCGGCGACGCGGCCAGCUCCAUCGUGUGCGGCGGCCUGGCCGGCAUGGUCAUGUGGGCCACCGUGCUGCCCAUAGACGUGGCAAAGACGCGCAUCCAGACGGCCACCCCGGGGUCGCCGCGCGACGUCGGCGUCCUGCGCAACCUCACCAUGAUGCACCGCGAAGGGGGCGCGGCUGCACUGUAUGCAGGCAUCCGGCCAACACUCAUUAGAGCGUUCCCUGCCAAUGCUGCACAGUGGCUGACAUGGGAGUGCUGCAUGAGGGGUUACCGCAGAUGGAGUGAUGGGCACGCAUGACAUGCAGCAGGGGUUGAUGGCGCAUGCGCGUCACAGCUGUAGAUUUGCAUUAGCUGAUUUCAACUUAGUGAGGGUUGCAAUAUUGUUUAUUUCCAGUGCUGCUGUCUUUAGCAACACUAACAGAAGCAGUCUGUCGCAAAUGAUUGCCCGAUUUCUGCUGCUGUGGAGAGCAGCUGUCGUUUCAAAGAGAGAGGAUUGGACAUGUGUUUGCCAUGUGAUAAAGAGACAAACAGCAUUGAGAAUCUCAAUUUGAGAUGGCCUGCUUUUACAUGUUGUGAUCCAAUUGAGCAGGUCUGGAUCUCUUGUGUUUCAACUGAUCAGGGCAUUGUUAUUACUGCGAGAUUGCAUGCAGCAAACCCCAACGUCCUGAGCAUGUCCCCAUACAGAGAUCUUAUAUCUCGGGGUUCCAUGCUGCAUGAGCACAACAUGCUGCAAGUCCUCUGCUGCUCAACCAGCAUCCCUCAAGUGCACCAGCUCAGAGAGCGUGUUCUUAUGAAGCCUGCUAUCUCCCAUAAAAAGGGGCUGUUGCGGCAGAGCGCGCGAUCAGCCGGCCUCCUCUCACCACUCCCUCCUCUCGCUGCAUGACACAGAUUGCUGCACUACAACAGCUGCUGCACUCCAAGCAGAUCCCUAGAAGCGUUGUUCGGCACCCAACAGGCAUCUCUGGCGAAGAGCUGGGAAGCUCUAAGUUUGGCAGCCAAGAUGGAGUGAAAGCCCAGAGCAUUUUUGGCCUUCAUCCAAUGCUGCAGCCAGCUGGUCUCUCUCAACUCGCAACCUUGUUAAUGGCUAGUGUCACCAGUCGUGCCCCACAAUCCUCUGAGGCCCUUCCUCCACUGUCGAGUCAACUGCGGGAAGAUGAGCCGCUGAGCCCCCAGCUGUCAGUGGGGGGUCUUCAAGAGGGCUUGGUGGGGCUGUGGAACUGGUGGCCACCGCCGGGGCCUCUAAUCCUCUGCUCAGGGGAUCCGUGGGGGCCAGGGACCCCCGGGUGUUCCAUGUGGGGUCCUCCCGGGCCGCCG
This is a messenger RNA of Coccomyxa subellipsoidea C-169, 2855 nucleotides long. RefSeq lists its product as hypothetical. The transcript is spliced from 14 exons. Gene Ontology annotation, cellular component: membrane. Gene Ontology annotation, biological process: fatty acid biosynthetic process. The record is from RefSeq and is a predicted model, not a curated record. The coding region runs from base 1 to 1839 and encodes 612 amino acids. Gene Ontology annotation, molecular function: acyltransferase activity, transferring groups other than amino-acyl groups. Lineage: Eukaryota; Viridiplantae; Chlorophyta; Trebouxiophyceae; Coccomyxaceae.